Acipenser ruthenus (sterlet) is the source of this 2331-nucleotide messenger RNA. RefSeq lists its product as uncharacterized. Lineage: Eukaryota; Metazoa; Chordata; Actinopteri; Acipenseriformes; Acipenseridae. The coding region runs from base 579 to 2030 and encodes 483 amino acids. The transcript has 10 exons. The record is from RefSeq and is a predicted model, not a curated record.
GCGACGUCAAAAGAAUUAUUAGGCCCUAGCAUAUUGCGUAGUUUUGAAUCUUCAAUAAUCAAUUAAAUUCUUACAUAUAACUGUAAAGUUACUUAAAAUAAUGCCGUAUAAUUUGUAUUUUUGUUUUGUAUACGACUUAUGUAUUAUUAAUAGAGUGUGUCACGAUAUCAACGUUUUAAAAUGAAAAUAGGUUUAUAAAUAUUAACCAAAUGUGUUUAACGUGGCUUACGCCUAGUCAAAGACUGGAGCUCAGCCUCACUGUUGUUACCGGUGUUGCGUUGCCUCGUCGGGGAGACUUCACAAUGGGCCGUUAAGCGAUUCACAGCAUACGGAUUGUCGUUGCUCGAGGGGAAGGCGACAAGGCAAGCUGGGAAUUUAAAGACAUACAUAAUAAAGAUAACAUUUUCAAGAUCGUUGCUCUACCCUCAACAAAUGAAACCCAUCUCGCUAUUGUGCUAACAAAAACAGUGAAUGGCUACUUCGAAAUCCUUUGGAAAGCCAUCAAGCACAACCCAGGGUCGGACCAAAUAAAAGACUUGGAUCACUGCAAGAAUAAAUUCCAGUGUCUUUUGCCUGGAAUGCCUUUUAUAAAUGUAGAGGUGGUUAUACAUAGAAUUAACGGCAAAGUCCGACACACCAGGACUGUAGACAUUGGAUCUCUUCAUGAAGCUCAUAAAGCUGGCAACACUGGGAUGACAGCAAACCUUGUGGAGCCUGGUGGAGAAAAGAGACAGAGAGAACUGGAGCCAGACAUCCAAUCCAUUGGCAAGCGCUUACGCAGAGGUGUCUUGGCCCCCCCUGAAAGGAUAUUAGGAACGCCUCCUGCUGGAGACAGAAUGAGGGGGAUCACGGUGCCGGGGCUGCGGGAGGAGGACCUUUUAUAUCACAGUAGAAGAGAUGACGAGAGCAGCUCCAAUCCAAGCAUAGUUGUAAGGAGUAGUUUGAAUUGUGGGGUAAGCCUUUGUCUUAAUGGUGGAACUUGCGUCCCAAACCCAGUGAGCUCGUUGGGAUUUUUUUGCAUGUGCAUUCCAAGCAGAGCUGGAGAAUUCUGUGAGAAAUCUGUUGGAGGUGUCAUCAGCUAUUCUGCCCUAGCUCUUAUCAUUACGGGGGUCAUUCUCAUAUUGAUUUUGGUCCUUGUGUCAUGCUGUGCUAUUUUUGGUCUGUACAUCAAGGAAAGGGAUCGUCUGAUCAGAUCUUUAAUGGAGAAAGGAUCUGCCCUUGGUUUCUGCUCAGGUGAACGCCCCACAUCUCAGCCACUGAACCCUGUCUCCCAGUCACACCUUCGUGAGCAUCAGGAGUACUCAAAACAAAGCGGAAGAUCAUCCAAUGCUCCAGCAAGCAAACCAAAUGCACAACCAGCAACCUCUUCAGUCAUACAGAGUUACAAACCGUCUACUGCAACACCCAGCUCUGCCAAACAGCCCAUGCCAGGCACAAAUACAGAAAUGGCUUCUCAGUGGCAAAAAGCAGGUACGCAAACUUACAGGCUACCUGGUUUUCAUGGAAUGUCAACAGUCAGAAAGGUAAUGCCACAAGAGCCCUCUGAUGAUAACUGGAGUUCAAGUGACUUGGGGACUGCUCCUGAAAGAACAAUUCCUACCUGUAGGGCAAUCAAAGACAGCAGCAAUUCUGCAAAAACUUCCAAUGAUUUUCAGGAAAUGGAAAGCGAGAGGGAGGUUGAAGACCACAGCCCACAUCUGAGGUCAUCAUCCAGUCCUGUGACCUAUGAGAAGCUGAUGAACUUGAUGCACACCUACUUUGAAGCCAUCAACACGUCAGACCCAGUCUCUCCAGCAGAGCCCAGCAUGGUCAGUCCACCAGGAGCAAAGAGCUGCAGGGCCAAUUCACCAAACUUGCAGAGCUUCAAUGCAUCUGCAAAAGGAUCAGACAGCACCGCCUCGCAGUGUGGGUCUGCUCAUUCCUCACCCAAUAGCCCUGUCAUUAACUGGCCUGUCUUAGAUUCAGGACGGCACUACGAGCACAUUGCACACUGCACGUGGAGCGACAGUGAUGAGGAAUCAGAAAAUUAAUUGCUAUUGCCAUGACCCUGGUGUUUUAUAAGAUAGUGAAUUUGCUUUUAUUAGCUAUUAAGAGAGAGAAAUAAAAGAUCAUAAACUUAAGUCUGUAUCUUUCUUCUGACAGCCAUUUGGGUCCAGAUCCAUAUCUUGUAGUAUUUGGAUAUGGAUAAUUAAAAACCCAUCACCACUUUCAUUAAAAAAAGCAAAACUUUUAAAAUAGGGGGCCAAGUUAGACCCAGUUAUUUUAAUUAUCUUUUGCUUAGACCUUUUUUUUUAUAUACAUCAAAUGAUACCUUUAUAACAUGUGUUGUUG